GAAAGCGAUGGCUUCACCCUCCUUCAAUAGCUACUAGUACUUGCCAUUGUCAUUUCAUAGACAAGAUUAGACUUCUGCUUUUUUUUCUGUAUUUAAAAUCUCCUAUUCACGUUGAAUAUAUCUAACAACUCUUCUUUGGAGUUGCCAUUUGGUAAACAGUUUUAGUACAUCUCUUUUCAACGGAAAAACAAAUUAUCACCGGCACAUUCUAUUUUUAGUAAAAUAUUUGUUUCUCUUCCGUCCAGUGUAGCUUUCCAGCCUUUUGGACUACUCAGGGUCUGCACUUAAUUUGAUAAGGUAAGUGAAGUAGAUUUUACAAGAGAAAGCAAAUCAGAUUGCAAAAUCUGGUUUAGGAAGAGAAUCAUUAUUCACCAUUAAGAAGUAUUCACAAAAGGAAGCAAGUAAUUUUGAAUUUCCAGACCAAAGGCAUUUAUUACCUUACCUGCAAACAAUUAAUGCCCUCCAACUACAUUAUUACCAACGGGGGAAUAAUUCUCUUUUUUUACCUUCUCUAUUUCCUUGGUUUCUCCACUGUACCUCAGCCCCUAAAAUUAUAAACAAAAAACGUAACGUUUCAGCGGAAGCAGCAGCACUGGCCGGUAAGGUGGAAAUUAAAGGUGUUGGCCAUGGAAGCCAUCAGAAAUUGGGCAGAUUUAGGGAUUGUGGAUACUAUUUAUGAAGACGAUGGUGAAGAUUCCUCCACUACUUCACUUUCUGUCUCUCCAGGAAUCUCCCCAUCUCCUUCACCUCCCUGCUCCAGGGUCAUCUCCUGGUCGCAAGCUACCGGAAAUGAGACUGAUGUAGUCAUACAUGUUCAAAACUCACGUUUUCGCCUACACAAGGAUCCGUUGGCCGCAAGGAGUGGAUUUCUGAAAAGGAAGCUGAAGGGUCUGUCCGAAUUAACACUCUCUCCGCCGUUAAAGAUAACGGCCGAAACAUUCUCCUUGAUCGCCGAGUUUUGUUAUGACUCGCACAUCGUCAUUACGCCGUUUAACGUCGCCGCUCUUCGUACGGCGGCGGAAUUGCUAGAGAUGGUGGAGGCUAAUAACAUUGCGGGUGGCGAGAACUUAGCUCAGAAAACGGAAGCAUAUUUCCGCCGUGUAAUUGCCGUUAACCGAGAAUAUGCAUCGAUCGUGCUGCGUUCUUGUGUUUCCCUGCUCCCGGAGUGUGAAACGACGUCAAGCCUGUUGAGUAGAUGUAUUGAGGCGUUAAGUUUGGUAGACGAUGGCGACGGCAUUAUGAGGUGCCUCAACGACGUUAAAGAGUUGCGCACUGUGGAAUUUCAAUUAAUCGUCAAGUCAAUGAAUCGGUGGUUGAGCGGAAGCCAUGACCAGCUCUAUAGAGUUGUUGACCUUUAUCUUAAGGAAUACAAGGGGACGAUAACAGAUGAAGAAAAAAUCAUAAUGUGUAAUUACAUCGACUGUACCAUCCUCUCGCCUCAACUUCUCAUGCACGCGGUGCAAAACGCCAGAAUGCCAUUAAGGUUUGUCGUCCAAGCCAUGUUCAUUGAGCAAUUGAGCACCCGCCGUUCUAUCCUCACGGUGACUGCUGCUGACAACCACAACCAGAACCACCACCACUACGAUCAUCAAAUUGAUCAUCUCCAAAACAAAAACGAAGUCAGUUUGGGUACAAUUCUCGAACGAGACGCAGCACUUCGUCAAGUGUCACAGCUUAAGGCGGCAAUGAACGCGACGAGCUCGCGGAUCCAGAGUUUGGAGCAAGAGUUGAGUGGCAUGAAGAAGCUUCUUAACGAAUCAGAUCAAAACACGAAGAAUAUUUUGUCGCAUAACUCUGCUCGCUCUGCUAGCUUUCGAUUGAGUUCCGAGAAUAAGAUUGAUAGAGGACAAAUUGGAUCAGUUUCAUCAGCAAGCUUUCGGAUACUUACAGCUAGAGAUAGAGCGGUUAUGGGGUCGUCUAAUUCAUCAGAAGUAUCUUACGAGGAAAGUACGAAAGUUGAAAAGAGUACUUUUAGUCGAAGGUUUAUGAACGGCUUGAAGAGUGCAUUCCGAGUAUCGAAGAAGAAAACAGAGACAAAGGUGGAAAAUGUAAUAGAGGCCGAAGUUGGUAAGCAACAACAUGGUGAUGUUGUGGUAAUAAAGAAGGAUGUGCCUUUUCGCAGGCAGCCUCCUUCUCUAGAUUAAAAAAUAAAAUUCUGUUUGUUUUCACAUUUUCUUUUAGAUUCAUGUGUUACUUGCGCUUCUAUUAAAUUUGUCUUCUCUUA
Messenger RNA from Solanum dulcamara, 2224 nucleotides. RefSeq names its product BTB/POZ domain-containing protein At3g49900. Gene Ontology annotation, molecular function: protein binding. Lineage: Eukaryota; Viridiplantae; Streptophyta; Magnoliopsida; Solanales; Solanaceae. The coding region runs from base 627 to 2144 and encodes 505 amino acids. The record is from RefSeq and is a predicted model, not a curated record. The transcript has 4 exons.